ACUUUGUAUUGUAAAACAGAAAAACACAAAAUUUUAAUAAAAUUUUUCAUCAAGACGAGCAAAAUUAACGAAAAAUGUAUACAUUGGAAUCGGUAAGGCCGGUGAAAUCAGAUAUUGGUUCCACCGCUUCCGCCGCAUCCGGCGUGGCCAUGAUGCAAGGCAAGGCAAGGUGUCAAAGCCCAAGUCCAAGUGGUCUAUCCGAUUUGGUGAUGUCUCCAGCUGAUAUGCCGGCCAGAAGCCGUAAGGCUUUUCUGCAGCAUAUGGUGGAUAAUCUACCCAAAUCGCUGCAUAAUCGCAUUAUGGCACUCAAACACAAUCAAAUGCAGCAGAUAAAAAUAUCCGAGCAAUUCUUUCGUGAGGUAUACGAGCUAGAGAAGCGUUUCUAUGUCCAAAGUUGUGUGCUCUUCGAUGCUCGACGCGACAUUGUCGACGGUGUUGUGGAACCGCCGGUCACUGAACGCUAUUGGCACGAGGAGAGCGACGAGGUGCUUGAGGAGAUCAAGGCCACCGAGGAAUUCCAUCAGUUGAUUAAACAUUUGCCGCAAAUCCCAGAAAAUGUAAGGGGCAUACCACGCUUCUGGCUAACCGUAUUCCGAAAUGUGCCUCUAAUUUCGGAUUUGGUGCAGGAGCAUGAUGAGCCAUUGCUCAGUUAUUUGCAGGAUGUUCGCAUUUCCUAUUCGCCAGACAGCUAUACCAUCAAUUUUGCAUUUCAACCGAACGAAUACUUGCAUAUGUCCUCGCUGAUGCUAACCAAAAAGUAUUAUCUGCGUCAUGAGGCGGACAAGGAAUAUCCAUUUUUGUUCGAGGGACCGGAAAUAGUUCGAUGCGAGGGCUGUAACAUUCAUUGGCGCGAUGGUUCCAAUUUAACAUUGCAAACCGUGGAGCACAAACGUUCGCGCAAACGUUCCAGAUGUGUGCCCAAAGUGAUGCCCCGGGAAUCAUUCUUUCGUUUCUUUUCACCGCCUCAGGCGCUGGAUCUAUCGCUGGCCGAUGAGAAAACCAAACUGGUCUUGGGCAAUGACUUUGAGGUGGGCUAUCUGCUGCGUACACAAAUCGUACCAAAAGCCAUACUCUUCUAUACUGGCGACUUAGUUGACAAUAUGAAUGAUGAAUUAUAUCCGGAUGCAGCUUCAAUGUCAUCGUCCUCAAUGGAAUAAUAUCAACUCGAGACGCACACACAUACAAAAACCACAAACCAUUGGAUGUCUGAUGAACACUCAAAAUUAAUGAACUUAAUAUUUGUUUCUCAAUUAAAUACACAUACUUAUACAUAUAUUCUAUCUACUUAAA
This is a messenger RNA of Drosophila willistoni, 1290 nucleotides long. Its product is annotated as nucleosome assembly protein 1-like 1-A. Gene Ontology annotation, biological process: nucleosome assembly. Gene Ontology annotation, cellular component: nucleus; chromatin. The record is from RefSeq and is a predicted model, not a curated record. Gene Ontology annotation, molecular function: histone binding; chromatin binding. The coding region runs from base 75 to 1157 and encodes 360 amino acids. The transcript has a single exon. Lineage: Eukaryota; Metazoa; Arthropoda; Insecta; Diptera; Drosophilidae.